AUGAGUGAACGUGGUCAAUGUAGGCGUCCCCCCGACAAAACCGAAGCAUGGAUUCUUGGUAGUGGAAUUGCGCCUUUAGCGUCGGCAUUAUACUUGGUGCAGUUCGCCAAUGUACCUGCAUCCCAGGUGCAUGUUUUGGACUCUCAUAUUUCAAUGGGACAAGUCUUGCAUAACAACGGUGAUCCCAUUCAUGGGUAUGAUCAGUUUGCAGGAUGCUUACCUGUUCCGGUCGGAAAGCCUUUAACGGAGCUCCUUUCCAUGGUGCCUUCAGUGACCCGUUUGGGGCAUUCAGUGAUGGAUGAUAUCAAAUCCGCGGAGAAGGGGCGUAUAAAGCAGACGGCAAGUCGGACGCGGUUUUUAGUCCAAAGGAACAACGCUUUGCAUGAUAUUCAUACAAAAUCGCUGAAUUUGAAUCCUAAGCAUCGCAUGGAAUUGAUCUUACUUAUGUUGAAGGGAGAGAAACGUCUGGGGAGAAAUCAAAUCCGAGACUUUUUACCUACCUCAUUUUUCCAAAGCACAUUCUGGACCAUCUGGUCUACUCAGUUUGGGUUUCAGCCAUGGCACAGCGCAAUUGAAUUCAGACGCGCUAUUCGUCAACAUCUCAGCGGUUUCCACAGUUUAAGUAUUUUGAACUGUCUGGAUAUUACCGGAUAUUAUCAGCAAGACUCAGUAUUCCUGCCUAUCUUUCUGCACCUCCAGAGCCUGGGUGUAGACUUCCAUUUCGACACAACAAUCACAGACAUAGUAUCGACGGUUCGAGAUGGCCAGGAAACAAUCUCACAACUUCGUAUGAUUCGAAACGGAUUCCCGAUGCAGCAAAAAAUAAGCGACGAUGAUAUCGUGUUCAUAACGCCAGGUUCUACCGUCUCAGGCAUGACAAGAGGGACGAACGAUCAUCCUCCAGGUCGUCAUUCACUUGAGCCUCACGACGAGCUGGAUGAGAACUGGGCGAUAUGGCUAGAAAUUGGAACCCGGAAUGACAUAUUGGGGAACCCAUACAACUUCUGCACCCGCGAAUCAGAAUCGCUCUUGGAAUCUUUCACAAUCACAACAUCCGAUCCUGGUCUUAUUGAAUAUAUAGACCUUCACACACACAACGAAACCGAGGCUGGAUCUAUCAUUUCCCUCGAUGAGAGCCCGUGGAAAUUAAGUUGCUGUAUACCAACACAGCCGGUCUUCGUCCAUCAGCCGGCAAAUGUUCGCAUUUUUUGGGGCUUCGCUCUCUUCGCGAGACGUCAGGGGGAUUAUGUCCGGAAGCCGAUGUAUGAUUGUUCAGGGGCAGAGAUCACGAAGGAAUUGUUGGGGCAUUUACACUUUGCUUCUCAACCUUCGAAAACUACGACUAUUCCUCGCGUUAUGCCGCGGAUGACUGCCAUGUUGCUCAUCCGUUCACUCAAUGAUCGUCCGCAGGUUAUACCGCCGAGUAUCUCCAAUCUUGCCUUAAUUGGACAAUUCGUGGAAAUUCCUCAUUAUAGCUGUGUUGAUACUAGCUACAGUGUACGCACUGCGCAGUUGGCCGUAUCUCGACUGAUGGGCCUUGAUCUCCGUUUUGAACAGAAGAAAUCGUCGAUUUUGGAUCUACUUAGGAUUUUGUUAUGGAAGUGA
Messenger RNA from Penicillium pulvis, 1605 nucleotides. Its product is annotated as oleate hydratase. NCBI's taxonomy places the organism in Eukaryota, Fungi, Ascomycota, Eurotiomycetes, Eurotiales, Aspergillaceae. Bases 1 to 1605 code for a protein of 534 amino acids. The record is from RefSeq and is a predicted model, not a curated record. Gene Ontology annotation, biological process: fatty acid metabolic process. The transcript is spliced from 2 exons. Gene Ontology annotation, molecular function: FAD binding; oleate hydratase activity.